Messenger RNA from Cucumis melo (muskmelon), 3334 nucleotides. Its product is annotated as phosphatidylinositol 4-phosphate 5-kinase 1. Gene Ontology annotation, biological process: phosphatidylinositol metabolic process. The transcript is spliced from 8 exons. Bases 403 to 2775 code for a protein of 790 amino acids. Gene Ontology annotation, molecular function: 1-phosphatidylinositol-4-phosphate 5-kinase activity; ATP binding. The record is from RefSeq and is a predicted model, not a curated record. Lineage: Eukaryota; Viridiplantae; Streptophyta; Magnoliopsida; Cucurbitales; Cucurbitaceae.
UACUUUCUUUGUUUUCCUUUUUCUUUUCUUUUAUUUUUAUUCUCUCUCUCUCUUUCUCUCUCUCUCCCCCCUGGCUAUGCCCUUUCUUUUUUCAUCUCUGCCUCCGUCUCUGUUCACCUUCUUACCCUUCUCACCUAUGAAUCCUCUCAUCACACCCUCCUCCUACCAAAACCCUGCAUACAAACAACAACCAUACUCAAUCACCCUUUUAUUUUCUUCAACCAUCUUUUAAACCUUCUUCUUCUUCUUCUUCUUCUUUCUCAAUACAGACUCCAUGCUCUCUUUUCUUCUACCCUUUUGAGUUUUGAGAUGCACACCUAAACCAACCCAAACCCAAACGAAACACACACACACACACCCAGGAGAAUAAGGAACAUAGGUUGUUUUAUGUGCUCUUGAAAAAUGCGAGAGGCUCUCCCGUCUGAUGACACCAACCAAAUCCUCUCUUCUACCAACAAGAAGAAGAAACCCGAUGAUGAUAAGCUUGACAAAGAUUCACAAAAACCCAUCUCUCAGAUGCACAUGCUUGCUGUUCCUCCUCUUCUCCUUGUAAAUCGUACUCGAUCCCAAGCUAGUUCGCGAAGGGUCACACCCACUACCUUAACAACCACUCCUUCCCUGGCUACCCCGCUUUCCCUCGACUCUCUUUCCCCCGACGCUACUGGAAUUGCCGUGCCCACGCCUGUUGAGAAGCACCUUCCUAAUGGGGAUCUGUACAUUGGGAGUUGCUUGGGGAGUGUGCCUCAUGGAUCGGGUAAGUAUUUGUGGACCGAUGGUUGCAUGUAUGAGGGUGAGUGGAAGAGGGGUAAGGCCUCGGGGAAAGGGAAAUUUUCUUGGCCUUCUGGAGCCACGUAUGAAGGCGAAUUCAAGUCGGGUCGGAUGGAAGGGACUGGCACUUUUAUUGGAUCCGACGGCGACACCUAUCGUGGCUCGUGGAGUGCAGAUCGCAAACACGGUUUCGGCCAGAAACGAUACGCCAACGGCGAUUUCUACGACGGAACCUGGAAGCGGAACGUACAAGACGGAAAUGGCCGUUACGUUUGGAAGAAUGGGAACGAGUAUGUGGGUGAGUGGAAGAACGGGUUGAUGUCCGGUCAGGGGGCUUUUAUUUGGGCCAACGGGAAUCGGUACGAAGGUCAAUGGGAGAACGGAGUCCCAAAAGGGAAUGGGGUUUUCAGUCUUCUUGACGGCAGUAGCCAUACCAGUGAAUGGAAUAAGGAAAUGAAAAUCCAGCAAUACAACGGAAGUUUUGAUUCCCUAGAUGUGAAAGAAAAAAUCCAACCCAAUGGGGUUGUUGAGACUGAGAAUCUGACCCCAACAUUCAGAAAAAGAUCCUCGGUGGACGCUUCUAGAGGCAGCUUGACGGAGAGGAAUUUUCCGCGGAUUUGCAUUUGGGAAUCAGAUGGGGAAGCCGGCGACAUUACUUGUGAUAUACUCGAUAAUGUGGAGGCUUCGAUGUUGUAUCGAGAUGGAUUUAGACAGUUCAAACGAACUCCUUGUUGUUUAACCAAUGAUACGAAGAAACCAGGGCAGACGAUUUCCAAGGGCCAUAAGAACUACGAACUCAUGCUCAAUCUCCAACAGGGUAUAAGAUUUUUCUUUAGGUAUUCUAUUGGGAAGCACGCUUCAAUUCUUCGGAACCUUAAGCCGAGUGAUUUCGAUCCUAAGGAAAAGUUUUGGACGAGAUUUCCACCGGAAGGAUCGAAAAUUACGCCCCCUCAUCAAUCUGUAGAGUUUCGAUGGAAAGAUUACUGUCCCUUGGUUUUCAGACAUCUGAGGGACUUGUUUCGGGUUGAUCCUGCUGAUUACAUGCUAGCUAUUUGUGGAAAUGACACCCUUAGAGAGCUAUCUUCUCCUGGAAAGAGUGGAAGUUCCUUCUACUUAACCCAGGAUGAUAGAUUUAUGAUAAAGACGGUGAAGAAAUCCGAAGUGAAGGUUCUCAUAAGGAUGUUGCCAAGUUAUUAUGAUCAUGUAUGUCGUUACGAGAAUUCUCUCGUGACCAAAUUCUUUGGCGUGCAUUGUGUGAAACCAAUUGGUGGCCAAAAGACACGGUUUAUUGUGAUGGGCAAUUUGUUCUGCUCCGAAUACCGAAUUCAUCGACGUUUUGAUCUAAAGGGAUCCUCCCAUGGCCGAACGACAGAUAAGCCUGCGGGAGAAAUUGAUGAAACCACUACACUGAAGGAUCUUGAUCUUAAUUUUGUGUUCCGCCUUCAGCAAAGUUGGUUUGAGGAAUUUAUCAAACAAAUUAAUCGAGACUGUGAGUUCUUGGAAGCUGAAAGAAUCAUGGAUUACAGUCUUCUGGUUGGUCUUCAUUUCCGCGACGAAACUAGAUAUGACAAAAUGGGCUUAUCACCAUUUCUACUGCGAUCUGGUUAUAAGGAUUCUUAUCAGAAUGAAAAGUUUAUGCGUGGUUGUCGCUUUCUUGAAGCAGAGCUGCAGGACAUGGAUCGAGUUUUAGCUGGCCAGAAACCUUUAAUUAGGUUAGGAGCCAAUAUGCCAGCAAGAGCCGAGCGAAUGGCAAGAAGGAGCGACUUUGAUCAGUAUACCCCUGGCGGGACAAGCCAUUUGAUCCCUUCAAGGAGUGGCGAAAUCUAUGAAGUUGUCCUAUAUUUUGGGAUCAUCGACAUCUUACAGGACUACGACAUCAGCAAGAAACUGGAGCAUGCAUACAAAUCCUUACAAGUCGAUCCAACCUCAAUAUCAGCGGUUGACCCAAAGCUCUAUUCAAAAAGAUUCCGCGACUUCGUAGGAAGAAUUUUCAUCGAGGACAGGUGAAAAAGCAGAGAAAGAUAGGUGACGAGUAAACAAUCCAAUGGACAAAAAGAUUUUCCAACCGAAUCUUCAAUCAACCAGAAGACUUAAAGAGUUGGGUUGCGGGGAUGCGAACUACAACUGCUCCAGGUUCGUGUGAAAGACUUGCAUGGAGUAAGGAGGCUAGGAGGCUGAAAUUCAGAUUAGAAGUUGUGAAAAAAGGUUGACAUUCAUUGGCACAUGCAAGUGUUUUAUGGCUGAUUUUGCAGAGCAGCCAAAGUCUAGAGGGGAGUAGGGGGAGAGAGGGGGUAAAGUCUUUUAUUAUUAUAUAUAUGUACAUUCUUCAAUGCAAGAAAGAGGGAGAUUUGGUAUUGAAAGGGUUCUUCCCUCACAUUGCCUUGGUUUUCAUGGGGUGAUUUUUAUUUUUACUUUUUUUAACCUUGGAAGAUGAGAGAUUUGGGUGAUAAGGUAUAUAUAGGUUAGUGGAGAAAAAAAAGGGUUGGAAUUGGAAUAAGAGAAGUGUACAGGAUUACGUCUAUGAAUUUAUUAUUUUUUUGAUAUAAUUUGAAAAAGAGUUCUUCAA